Vicia villosa (hairy vetch) is the source of this 708-nucleotide messenger RNA. RefSeq lists its product as uncharacterized. The coding region runs from base 1 to 708 and encodes 235 amino acids. The transcript has a single exon. The record is from RefSeq and is a predicted model, not a curated record. Lineage: Eukaryota; Viridiplantae; Streptophyta; Magnoliopsida; Fabales; Fabaceae.
AUGGCCACGGUUAUUGGAGAAGAAUUAAGGGAGUUGAAAACGAUGAUUCAAGGAAUUGUGCCAAAUAUUUUGGCAACAGACGAUUUCCAUUGGAACUUAACCUCAAAUGGAGUUUUUACGUUGUCUAGUGUUUCGCACUUGGUGUCUAAUGCAAAGGAUCUAGCUUGGCCAUCACCCAUUAUCAAGAUGUUGGAUGUCAUUUGGAAGACAACCAUUCCGGCAAAGAUCAAGAUUUUUUCUUGGAGAUUCCUCAUCAAUAGACUACCGCUAAAAGUUCAACUCGUCAAUAGAGGUGUGCCUAUUCUUACUUCCAUAGAUUGUCCUUUUUGCUCAAAUCAACCGGAAACUUUGGAUCAUCUUUUCUACCAAUGCCAUGUCACAAAGGUGGUGUGGAAUAGAAUUUAUAUGUGGUUGGGUAAUGAUGUUAAUCUUUCUCAUGAGGAUUUCAAGAACUUCGGGAGUAUUCAAGAAAAGGUGAAAAAAACCAACAUUAAAGUUACUCUAAAUACCAUAUGGAUAGCUUUAAUUUGGUGUACUUGGAAUAUGAGAAAUACAAUCAUUUUUGAUAACGGUAUCUUUAGCUUUGAUGAGGUGAUAUCAAAUAUCUUGUAUUUCUCAUGGAGAUGGGUUAGUAAUAAGGAACUUCCAAGUCGGAUUAAUUUUUAUGAUUGGUAUAAAUUGCCAUUACUUUGUAUCAAAACUUUCUAG